This is a messenger RNA of Prunus armeniaca (apricot), 1002 nucleotides long. The record is from the annotation of a GenBank genome assembly. Lineage: Eukaryota; Viridiplantae; Streptophyta; Magnoliopsida; Rosales; Rosaceae.
AUGGCUGGUGAGAGUGAAAGCAACUUGACGAAGGGAUUCGAGGAAGAAGAAAAGAAUGCACCCUCAAUCAUUUUUAUUGAUGAGAUAGAUUCUAUUGCUCCAAAGAGGGAAAAGACCCAUGGUGAAGUGGAAAAGCGUAUAGUAUCUCAACUUCUUACUUUAAUGGAUGGCCUUAAGUCUCGUGUUAUUGUCAUGGGAGCUACGAAUAGGCCAAACAGCAUUGAUCCUACUCUGAGGAGAUUCGGUAGAUUCGAUAGAGAGAUUGACAUCGGUGUUCCAGAUGAAGUUGGAAGAUUGGAAGUUUUAAGAAUCCAUACAAAGAAGAUGAAACUUGCAGCUGAUGUAAGAUUUUUCCACUGGCUUUUCAUAUCACAUAGUUUUGUGUUUUACUGCGGCAACAAUCUUGCUGCUUUCUGCUCAGAGGCUGCUUUUCAGUGCAUCCGGGAGAAAAUGGAUGUGAUUGACUUAGAAGACUAUACGAUUGAUGCUGAGGUGUUGAAUUCCAUGGCUGUGACGAAUGAACACUUCCAGACUGCAUUGGCCUCUACAAAUCCUUCAGCCUUGAGAGAAACUGUUGUGGAGGUACCUAAUGUCCCAUGGGAUGCCAUUGGUGGCUUGGAGAAUGUCAAAAGAGAACUUCAAGAGGUUUGUGAACUGUCCAAUACCCCCGUGGAGCAUCCAGAGAAGUUCGAGAAAUUUGGCAUGUCGCCUUCUAAAGGUGUUCUCUUUUAUGCACCACCUGGAUGUGGAAAAGCCCUUCUUGCCAAGGCAAUUGCCAAUGAAUGUCAGGCCAACUUCAUCAGCAUCAAAGGACCCGAAUUGCUGACAAUGUGGUUUGGAGAAAGUGAGGCAAAUGUGCGUGAGAUCUUUGACAAGGCUCGCCAGUCUGCUCCUUGUGUUCUUUUCUUUGAUGAGCUGGACUCAAUUGCAUCUCAGCGUGGCAAUUCUGUAAGAGACGCGGGUGGCCCUAGAGAUAAGAGUCUUGAACCAACUUCUAACUGA